Molecule: messenger RNA, 2564 nt
Organism: Metopolophium dirhodum (rose-grain aphid)
Lineage: Eukaryota; Metazoa; Arthropoda; Insecta; Hemiptera; Aphididae
Exons: 2
Coding region: 2128-2556 (142 amino acids)
Source: RefSeq, a predicted model, not a curated record
AAUAAUUAAUAUAAAAGUGCAACCACCGAGACCAAUUUGACAAAUUGGAUAUUGAUGUUAGUCUUAUCAGUAGACAGUUAUCUCUAUUUACCCAUUUUUAUACCGUAAUGUUCUAUAACGUUGUGCUAUUGAUCCAGACAUUGCACACAGUUUUAGAUAUUUAUUAUUCCAUUGUGCAUUGUGAAAUAGAUGCAUGUAAACUUUUAACUUAUGUAUCGUUUUUAUAUGAUUGUCGAUUCGUUUGUAUUCUUUUCUGCAUAUAAAACAAAUCUUCUGCAUACGACUGUCAUUAUAAUAAAGUUUUCAUUCUGCACAAAAGUGGUUUCCAAUUGGGAGACAGAAGGCGAAGUAUUGUUUCCGGCGAUGGAUCGAAACACUCGAAACUGCUCAACGUCGAUUUUGCCAUUAUCCAUUUUCUAGACCCAUUAUUGACGGAUUCUGAAAAAUUUGCGCCCAAAUUGAUCGAUUGAUAUAUUAUAUUGUUGUCGUCGAGUCGUCGAGCUACGUCCGCGCGAAAGGGGUUUCGGAGCCGUCGGCGAUUCCGCCGGAGUCGGGGACGUAGGGUAAAGCAAGGUAUAUUCGUGAUGAAUUAACUAGAUGUGUAAUUGCAAAGUCAAUUUCAGUAAUUUUACAUAAUUACUUUAAUUGUUUGAUGAACAUAGAGUAAUGUUACUAGAAUUUGCAGUUUUGGGAUUUUAAGUCCUUUGAUAAGUUUUUAUAAAAGCUCAAAAGUCAUUGAGAAAAGUUAGGUAAUUUUGUGAUAUGACAUUUUAUUUCGUGAUAGCGGUUACGUAAUUUCGUGAGUACACAAUAAUUUAAAUUUUUCUUUAUUAAUUAAGUAUAACAUCUGGUAUAAUAUAACAUAAAAUAUCAACACUUUUUUUGAAUUCAUAAUUAUUCAAUCAGACUUUAAGUUCAUAAAAUAUAAAUAUAGUCAGGCUUAUAAGUUAACAAAAUUAUAAUAAAACUUUCAUUACUUUAUAUUUAUAUAAAAAAAAAAUAAACUUUUAACAUAGGUAGCUUAGAAAUUAAAAUAACAGACCUACUAAACACACCUAAUAUUAAUAUAUAUAUUAUAUAGGUACCGUAACAUGGGGUAACUUUGUACCAUUUUUCAGCAUUUUUAAACUUUAGGGCUAAUAUUAGGUAGGUUGCACUUAAAAAAAAAAAAAAAUUCGUACAUAAUUGUGUAUGCUUAGACAUGCCUUCUGUGAAAUCUAAUUUUAAUUUUUUUCGUAUUUUAACUUUAAAAAAUCUAUUCAAAAAUUUGGGCCAAUGUUACCCGGCAAUGGGGUAACUUUAACUCACCUCCAAUAUCUUUAUAUUUCUGCCCUUCCUGCUUCUUUGGGCCAAAGUUAGCCUAUGUCAAAUUAAUCAGCAAGUUUCUAGAAAGCAAUUAAACCAAUUUUGGGGGGUAAAACAAGCGAAAAUAACGAAUAAAAUAGCCAGUUUAAGGAAAUUAAUUUUUUUAUUACGCCUUAAAUACAUGUUUAUUAAAUAAUAAUAAAAAAAAAUACUAAAUGUAUGUUUUAAUUAUAGAAGUUAAAAAAUAUAACAUAUUACACAAAUUCAUUUAAUUCUGGUACAAGAAAAAAAUUUCGUUUGCACAAAAUCGCUGGAUUUAUUUUUGCUAUGACGUCGCGCCACUCAUAGUCAAUGCAGUCUUUCUUUGCGGGCCACCUCCACUGUUUUGAAAGCUUCUCCAUGCAGUCCACAGUUGCGCCUUUAUUGGACAUUUUUGUGAUACGACCGGAAAACUGAUUUUCUUGAAAUUUGACCAGAACCAAAUCACCAACCUUAUAAUUUUGUUCCGGUUCUUCGAGGUUGUCGUCGGGUUCAACUAGGUUAUUUACAUCUUCACUGUCACUGCCGUCGUCGGGUUUAACUAAAGACGCGGUCACACGGUGAUAGUAAAACGCCAUAGUCACUAUCGAUACUAUCACGAUAGCUACUAUCACUAUCUCAAUAGUGUUCACACGUCUAGUAUAAUAAAUAACUUAUACUGUGAUUUUUUCACUAUCAUCUAACAUAAUAAUAUGGUAUUACAAUAAAACUAAUUUUAUUGUUUGUUGAUUGCAAAAAAUAUAUAUUCGUAGAAGCUUUUGUAUUUUUUUUUAUAAGUUUAAAAUGUCAUCUGAACAAAUUGAGAUUGCUAUAAUACAAAUAAUCGAAGAAUUACUUGUUAUUAAAAGAAAAUACGGGGCACGUGAAAAAAGGAUUUGGGUUAAAAAAUGGAUUAAACGUAGAAAUCAAUUUGGUGCAUCUAAUACACUUCUAAAAGAGUUAGCUGUAGAAGAUCCAAAAAGCUACUUCAAUUUUUUAAGAAUUAAUGAAGAAAUGUUCAACACACUACUUGAAAAGGUUAGACUCAGAAUUCAAAAGCAAGAUACGAUGAUGAGGUGUGCAUUGCCUCCUAAGUUGAAGCUAGAAGUUACGUUACGUUACUUAGCAACUGGGGAUUCUUUCAAAACACUGCAGUAUAUAUCGAUGGUUAAGCGCACACAUGUGUUAUGUAAAAAUUUAUGCAUUUUUCAAGAAUGGCAUUCAAAGAUUUAGAAGGAUGU